This is a messenger RNA of Monodelphis domestica (gray short-tailed opossum), 3752 nucleotides long. It is a transcript of the gene CLCN5, whose product is annotated as Cl-/H+ antiporter 5. NCBI's taxonomy places the organism in Eukaryota, Metazoa, Chordata, Mammalia, Didelphimorphia, Didelphidae. The record is from RefSeq and is a predicted model, not a curated record. Gene Ontology annotation, molecular function: voltage-gated chloride channel activity. Gene Ontology annotation, biological process: transmembrane transport; chloride transport. Gene Ontology annotation, cellular component: plasma membrane; synaptic vesicle; early endosome.
GGGGGCGCGCGCAGGCGGUUGCGCGCACGUGCACGCGCUCCUCGCGUGCACGCGCAUGUCACAUGAGGCAGCGGUGGCCGCGGCAGCCAGGGAGCCCGAGUGCCCCCUCCCCCCGCCCCUCCCCCUCCGUCCUCCUCCUCCUCCUCCUCCUCUGGGGAGGCCUGGGGUGGAUGGAGGAACGCCGCCGCUGCUGGGGCCGGGGCCCGGGGUUAUUGCCGCCACGGCUCCGGCUCGGGCGAGCGGGCUGAAGCCGCCGCAGCCGCCACCGCCGCCUUCGCCUUCGCCGCCGCCGAAGCAGCCGCCGGGCUCAAGGAGCUCAGGAUCCUCAUGCUAUCCACUGAUCCUUCAGAGGCGCAUCGGGACUGGUGACUCACAAGAUUCUGAGAGCGACACCAUGGACAACCCAGGCUUUCGCAGAGGGAGCUUCAGUAGCUCAAAUAGCAGCACCAGUGACGAAGCUCUGGUGGAAAUCUCAGGGACCACUUUGGACUUCUCCAUGACAGAUGAUGUCCCCCCACUCGAUAGAGAUCUGGGAGAGUUCAUGUCCUACAAUGGAGAAGGAGCAAAUGUUCCAAAUAAGAUGAUGGAUUUCUUAGAGGAGCCUAUCCCGGGAGUGGGAACCUAUGAAGACUUCAAUACAAUUGAUUGGGUGAGGGAGAAAUCCAGAGACCGAGACAGGCACCGAGAGAUCACCAAUAAAAGCAAAGAGUCCACCUGGGCCCUGAUUCACCGUGUGAGUGAUGCCUUUUCAGGAUGGCUGCUGAUGCUGCUUAUUGGGCUCUUAGCAGGCUCCCUAGCUGGCUUGAUAGACAUCUCUGCUCAUUGGAUGACUGACUUGAAAGAGGGCGUCUGCCUGAGGGGCUUCUGGUUUAACCAUGAACAUUGCUGCUGGAAUUCUAAGCAAGUCACCUUUGAAGACAGAGACAAAUGUCUUGAGUGGAAUAGCUGGUCCGAACUGAUCAUCAGCAAGUCUGAGGGAGCCUUCGCCUACAUCCUCAAUUAUUUCAUGUAUGUCCUCUGGGCCCUCCUGUUUGCCCUUCUGGCCGUCUCCCUUGUCAGGGUGUUUGCACCCUAUGCCUGUGGCUCUGGGAUCCCUGAGAUUAAGACCAUUCUGAGUGGUUUUAUCAUUCGAGGUUAUUUGGGAAAGUGGACGCUGAUCAUCAAAACCAUCACUCUGGUGCUGGCAGUGUCCUCUGGCCUGAGCUUGGGCAAAGAAGGCCCCCUUGUACAUGUGGCGUGUUGCUGCGGAAACAUCCUGUGCCACUGUUUCACCAAGUACAGGAAGAAUGAGGCCAAGCGCCGAGAGGUCUUGUCGGCAGCAGCGGCAGCGGGUGUUUCUGUGGCCUUUGGAGCUCCCAUUGGUGGGGUGUUAUUCAGCCUGGAAGAGGUCAGUUAUUACUUUCCCCUCAAAACAUUGUGGCGAUCUUUCUUUGCUGCUUUGGUGGCAGCAUUUACUCUGCGUUCCAUCAACCCUUUUGGGAACAGCCGGCUGGUUCUGUUUUAUGUAGAGUUUCACACUCCAUGGCAUCUCUUGGAGCUGGUGCCAUUUGUGCUCUUGGGGAUCUUUGGGGGCCUCUGGGGAGCCUUCUUUAUCCGGGGCAACAUCGCCUGGUGCCGCAAGCGCAAGAAUACCCAGCUGGGCAAGUACCCAGUGCUGGAAGUUCUCAUUGUGACAGCUAUCACCGGCAUCCUGGCUUUCCCCAAUGAGUACACACGAAUGAGCACCAGCGAGCUGAUCUCUGAGCUCUUCAAUGACUGUGGUCUCCUGGACUCCUCCAAGCUCUGUGAUUAUGUGAGCAACUUCAAUACCACCAAAGGGGACCAGCUGCCAGACCGGGCAGCCGGGGCAGGGGUCUACACAGCCAUGUGGCAGCUCUCCUUGGCCCUCGUCAUGAAGAUUCUCAUCACUAUCUUCACCUUUGGGAUGAAGGUCCCCUCUGGUCUCUUCAUUCCAAGCAUGGCUGUUGGUGCCAUAGCAGGAAGACUCCUGGGUGUGGGUGUAGAACAGCUAGCUUUCUAUCACCAUGACUGGCCUAUCUUCAGGGGCUGGUGCAGCCCAGGAGCUGAUUGUAUCACACCUGGCCUUUAUGCGAUGGUAGGCGCGGCCGCCUGCUUAGGUGGAGUGACUCGCAUGACUGUGUCCCUGGUUGUCAUCAUGUUUGAACUCACGGGUGGCCUGGAGUAUAUUGUGCCCCUAAUGGCUGCAGCUAUGACCAGCAAGUGGGUGGCAGAUGCCAUUGGGCGGGAAGGCAUUUAUGAUGCCCACAUUCGCCUCAAUGGAUACCCCUUCCUAGAGGCAAAAGAAGAGUUCACCCAUAAGACUCUGGCGAUGGACGUGAUGAGACCCCGUCGAAGCGACCCAACGCUCAUGGUCCUCACCCAGGACAGCAUGACCGUGGAGGACGUAGAGACACUAAUCAGUGAGACCACCUAUAGUGGCUACCCAGUGGUUGUGUCUCGAGAGUCUCAGAGGCUGGUGGGAUUUGUCCUCAGGAGAGACCUCAUCAUUUCCAUUGAAAAUGCUCGGAAGAAGCAAGAUGGCAUUGUGAGCACUUCCAUCAUUCAUUUCACGGAUCACUCGCCUCCGCUGCCUCCUCAUGCCCCACCUUCGCUCAAACUUCGCAACAUCCUGGACCUCAGCCCUUUCACCGUGACAGACCAAACGCCCAUGGAGAUCGUGGUGGACAUAUUCCGAAAGCUGGGACUUCGUCAGUGUCUGGUCACGCACAAUGGGCGGCUCCUGGGAAUUAUUACCAAAAAGGAUGUAUUGAAGCACAUAGCCCAGAUGGCGAACCAAGAUCCCGAUUCCAUACUUUUCAACUGAAGUCUCAGAACUGCGCUGCGGGGGUGACACUUGCAAGAUGGGACUCUUUCUCUGUUCACCCAGUGCAGCAACUUGAGCCUUUCCCACGGGGAAUCCUGCAUUCUUUGUGACUUCCUUCUCAGCUAACCUGCUGCACGACAGAACUUUCCCUAGGGGAGAGCUUGCUCCUGAGGCUUUUGUGAAGGCACACUGCAGAGAUUUCAUGAAAGAGUAAAGCAGAUUGCCCUAGGAGAACGCUCUUCCUUUCCCUGCCCCUGCCCUAUCCUCCCCCCUUCUCUUCCCUCCUGCCCACCCUUUGCUUUUCUUCUCUGCCUUUUCCUUGCCCCUUGCCCCCUGCCCCCUCUUCUCCUUUGCUUCUUUUUUUAAGAAGAUCUUUAUUUUUUUAACUUGGUAACUAAUGAUUAGCCAGCUUAGCCAUGACUAAAGCCUCUGCAAGGAACCUCUUGGCCCACCCGGCCCCCUCUACUGUCUCCUGACCCUUUCGGAGGUCCUGAUCGACCUACAGACUCGUUCCUUACUUGGUUUACUGACAGGAAACCCCCAAAGGCCCGCCCAUGGGGUGCUCCCCAGAUUAGGGGGAGGGAGUCCAUGUCAUAGCAGAUGUCCAAGCAUUUAGCAGGGCUCCCUGUAAAGGGGCUAGGCAGAGGCAGGGGAGCCCGAUAGCCUCUCUGUAUGGUCCUCCCAGGAUGCUGCUUGAUCUGACCUCCCCAUGUAUGCAGGGAGGCUCGCUUCUAGAGCUUGCUUGCCCAUUGCUCAUGCUACUCUACUCAUAUGCAAAGCAGAAAUGUUAGCCCGCUUUCUCUUGGCCUGCAAAGGCUUCCUGUUAAUCAGUUCUCUUUGUUAAUAGCAGCAAAGAAUGAGUUCUGAAGUGUUUCUGAAAGAAACACCCUCUGAAAAUUGAUUCAUUAAAGACGUGAGGAGAAGCAAA